GAAGCACUAUUUAUUUUUACAAGUAUAAAUUUAAGAUCUAAAAGAUUGUUGGAAUGCAUCAAAAUCAUGAAGCUACCAGUGUUUGUUGCUUCUUUUCCUCUGUUUCUAACAUGGAGUUCCAUGUUAUUUGGACAUGAAGCAGCACGGACAGUUAAAUUUAAAGUACACAACAAGUGCCCCUUCCCCAUAUGGCCUGCAACUGCUCCCAACAAUGGUCAACCGGUGAUAGCUGAUGGGGGCUUCUCCCUCCCGGCUAGCCAGUCUAAGCUUAUUACGGCCCCGGGGUCAUGGAGCGGUCGGAUUUGGGCCCGAACAGGAUGCAACUUUGCCUCUAAUAGGAGUCCUGCUUGUGAAACUGGAGACUGUGAUGGAAGACUAGCAUGCAAUGGACUAAUAGGCACGCCACCAGUGACAUUGGUGCAAGUUGCGCUUCAAGCCGACAAAGGCAACCCAAAUUCCUAUGAUGUGAGCGUGGUCGAUGGAUACAAUCUUCCGGUUUCAGUCCUAUCAAAGCCCGUAGCAUCGAAUUGUGCUAUUAGUGGGUGCUUGAAAGACUUGAAAACUAGGUGUCCAGAAAAGCUUCAGGUUUUGAACAGCGCAAGGAAAGUAGUAGCUUGCAAAAGUGCCUGCUUGGCAUUUAAUAAGGACUCAUAUUGUUGCAGAAAUCAGUAUGGAACUCCAGAUAAAUGCAAGCCGAGUGAGUACUCCAAGAUAUUCAAAGAUGCUUGUCCCUCUUAUUAUAGCUAUGCUUAUGAUUCACCACCUCCAUUGGUGAACUGCAAGGCCGAUGAGUAUUUGAUUACCUUUUGUCCUUCAGGCUGGGGUGGUGAGCAUGCUUCCAUAUAAACUAGGUUGCCUCAUAUAUGGUAGACUUGAGUAAGGAUAACAACGUAUAUGUUCUGUAUUACUCGAUAUCUUAUUAUCUACCAUAUGUACCAUUGUAUCCUUAAUGAAACUCAAUAGUCAAUACACCCUAGUUUGGUUCUCAUCAAGAUGAUGAUCA
Rosa chinensis is the source of this 1003-nucleotide messenger RNA. RefSeq names its product thaumatin-like protein. The record is from RefSeq and is a predicted model, not a curated record. Gene Ontology annotation, biological process: defense response. Lineage: Eukaryota; Viridiplantae; Streptophyta; Magnoliopsida; Rosales; Rosaceae. The coding region runs from base 67 to 846 and encodes 259 amino acids. Gene Ontology annotation, cellular component: extracellular region. The transcript has 2 exons.